Messenger RNA from Anguilla rostrata (American eel), 2347 nucleotides. RefSeq names its product SRY-box transcription factor 11b (gene sox11b). Bases 136 to 1230 code for a protein of 364 amino acids. The transcript has a single exon. Gene Ontology annotation, molecular function: RNA polymerase II cis-regulatory region sequence-specific DNA binding; DNA-binding transcription activator activity, RNA polymerase II-specific. NCBI's taxonomy places the organism in Eukaryota, Metazoa, Chordata, Actinopteri, Anguilliformes, Anguillidae. Gene Ontology annotation, biological process: neuron differentiation; negative regulation of transcription by RNA polymerase II; positive regulation of transcription by RNA polymerase II. The record is from RefSeq and is a predicted model, not a curated record.
CUAGUUAAGAAGCCAGUCUGCAAGUUUGUGAAGAGUGAAGGCAGAACCUGAGAGUGUGUACAAGUGAAAUAAGCAGAACGAGCUGUCUGUGGACUGUUUAACCCUGCAGUGUCCGUGGAACGUACAAGCGGGACCAUGGUGCAGCAAACGGAACACAGCGAGACGGAAAGCAGCAUGUCCAGGGACGCUACAGACACCGAGGAAAGCGAGCUGAUGGCUUGCAGCCCCGUUCCAUUGAAACCCGACUGGUGCAAGACAGCCACCGGUCAUAUUAAGCGACCAAUGAAUGCGUUUAUGGUUUGGUCGAAAAUCGAAAGGAGAAAGAUCAUGGAACAGUCUCCGGACAUGCAUAACGCAGAGAUCUCAAAAAGGUUGGGGAAGCGGUGGAAAAUGUUGAAGGACAGUGAAAAGAUUCCAUUCAUUCGAGAGGCAGAGAGACUCCGGCUAAAACACAUGGCUGAUUACCCGGACUACAAAUACAGACCGAAGAAAAAACCAAAGCUCGACAGCUCUUCAAAGUCCACCACGCCUUCUCCAGAGAAGUCAAGCAACAAAAUGACCAAGACUGCCGGUAAGAAAUGUUCAAAAUUAAAGUCCACCAAGGCGGGCACCAGACCUUCACAUGAUUACCGAUACGAUUAUGUUUUCACAAACUUGAAAGGUAGUAAGACUGUUAAACGGGAACUCACUGAUGAUGAGGAUGAGGACGACGAAUAUGAAGAUGAGUUGCCAAUGCGGAUUAAGCAGGAGGAGAUCGAGGAGCCAGUCAGGCCGUACAAUGUAGCCAAAGUCCCUGCCAGUCCAACACUGAGUUGCUCCGCUGAAUCGGAGGGCACUAGUAUGUACGAAGAAAUGAGAGAUGCAGGACCAAAUAGACUGUUUUAUAAUUUCAAGAACAUCACCAAGCAGAGCACCGCGUGCCCUGCAUCUCUCUCACCAGCCUCUUCAUCCAGGUCCGUCUCCACUUCGUCCAGUUCCAGCGAAGACGUGGACGACUUACUCGUUGACUUCAGUUUGAAUUUCGCAGCUCCUUCACAAGGGUCAGAGCUCGGGAACUCGAAUUCAGGAAAUUUGUGUCUCUCUUUGGUGGACAAAGAUUUGGACUCGUUCAGUGAAGGUAGUCUUGGCUCUCACUUUGAAUUUCCAGACUAUUGCACCCCGGAACUCAGUGAGAUGAUUGCUGGGGACUGGCUUGAGGCUAACUUUUCGGAUUUGGUGUUCACUUACUGAGUUAAAAGGGAUUCUCGAGUAAUAACAGGGGACGAGGAAUAAAAAAAAUACAUGCCCUGUUCGAGCUGUUCCCAACCCUGCCUCUUGUGGUGCAUGUCUGGGAGAAAUGGAAGGCGAAGUGGGACUGAGGAUUUUUUUUAAAGAUGCGUAUGAAGGUGGUACUGUUGCCAAAAAGUCCGCUAGCGUUUUUUUCUGACCGCUUGACAGGGUUUUACGGAUUUUUCUGCGGUUCUACAGUUAGUUCAACUUUAAGGGGCCAGAAAGGAAAAUCUAAAGUCCUAUCUCCUAUGCAUCUUAACCCUCUUGUAACUGCAGGGAGCUGGAACACGUAAGACUGGACUGAUUCCAAGCAAAUCUGAACUGACACUGUUCAGGAUGUAAAGUUUUUUUCUUUCUUUUUUAUUGUGUGAUUUCUAGCUAUAUGCCGCAAACGUUUCUUUUUUGUAUCUGGUUCCGUUCACGUCCUGGUUUGAAAAUAUAGCGGGAUAAACCGCUGUAGUAUACAGGUAUGAGAGGACACAUUUUGAUACAUAACAUACCUCAUCUUUUUAAAAGUAAAGAUAUUUUCAGGCAUAUUUUUGUACAGUUAUAACAAGGGAAUGUUCUUACUGUGUGUUCAGUGAAUUUUUUCAGGCACUUCUACCCUGUUUUGUUUGUUUUAGCAUGCAAGAGUCCUGGGCUAAGGAUUAAAAAGUUACAUUGAAAACUUGCAUCUAAAUGCCUUGUAAUUUUAAGAUGGGGUUUGUACAGUUGUAGAUCAGAUUUGGUGCGUAUCUGUAGGGAUGAGUUAAACGGAACUGGGGAUCAUAGACCUCGGUGCUGGUACUAGUUGAGAUUGUAUAUGUACUGUAAAAUAGUAAAGUUAGGAGUUUAUGUAUAUCAUUGUGGAUGGGUUUCAAAUAGCAGGUGUGAAACUGGAUUUUUUUUUUUUUUUUUUGUAUUUUAUAUCAUUUUUAUGGCACAUACUGAUUUGUUCCCUCAUUUUUUUGUGCAAUAUACUCUGAAACAGACCAUCUGCAUUUUGUAGCAAAUUAAAAAAGAAAAAAAUACAUGUCGUGAUGCUGAAGUCUGUAUCUUGACAAAAAUAAAUAAAUCAGCUGGAACUGAUGCAAAACUA